Molecule: messenger RNA, 309 nt
Organism: Plenodomus lingam JN3
Lineage: Eukaryota; Fungi; Ascomycota; Dothideomycetes; Pleosporales; Leptosphaeriaceae
Source: RefSeq, a predicted model, not a curated record
AUGGUAGCCUCUCAUCCUCUAAUGACUCCAAUGUCCAAUGUCAUCGCUAAACUACACCCCGCUAACAUCGCUGCAGUUUCGUUCUCUAUGGAACUGCCUGCUGAGAAUCUUCCCAAAGUCCCUCCUUCCGUCGGCCUGACUCCUGAGAGUGCGCCGCGAGUAGUCAUGUCCCACGAAGUUUUAGUCUUUCAUCCUGUCUCUCUUGAUGAAGCGCUCCAUGGUCCAGAGUCUAAGAGGAAGCGCUCUACCAGGAAUGCGCUAUUGCAAGAGUCGAGGAGCAAAUCGGGAUAUUCGUUCUCGUCUGUUUAA